Messenger RNA from Linum trigynum, 1404 nucleotides. NCBI's taxonomy places the organism in Eukaryota, Viridiplantae, Streptophyta, Magnoliopsida, Malpighiales, Linaceae. The record is from the annotation of a GenBank genome assembly.
AUGGAGCUAGCUGAUUCGAAGUCCACAAACCCAAAACAGUGCGUCCAACACCGCCACCUCUCGCUUGACCUGAGAAAUUGCCACCGCGCUGCUCCCAUCCCCCUUCUCUCCCAAAUUCAGCGACAUCAAUGGCAUCCAACGCCACCGCAUCUGCUCCGGAAUCGCCGUCGUCGCUCGGUAACUCCUCAGUUGGUGAUGAUGUCCGUAAUCUUGGUGGACGCGGUGGAGGUGGGCGGUGGAGCUGUUGCGUUGGGGGCCGAGGAGAGUGGGAAGAUCGAAGAAGAACUGAGAUCCAACGAGAGUGCGAAGAGGACGGGGUGGGAGGCCUUGGCGUCUGGCGAUUCCCUCCAAGUUUCCAUUGCUCUUCCUCCCGGCUCCCUCCAUCAUAAUCUACUCAAGACUCACAGUUUGCAACCAGGAUUGCAUGCUGCUACACCUGCUACAGCUAUACCUGACCACAGCUUGAUCAAUGGCCUCCCAUUGAAGAUCGAUUGUGGCAGGGUUGUGGAUGCAGAUGCUACAGUUUCAACUGGCUUUAAAGACUGGAAGAAGUGGCGUUUGGUUGUUUCUUAUGAUGGGACCCGGUAUGCUGGCUGGCAGUUUCAGGAAUCCCCUCCUACUAUACAGGGGUUACUCGAAAAAGCCCUGACUCGAGCGACCAAGCUGGAGAGGAAACAUCUUCAAGUUGUCGGAGCGAGCAGGACUGAUGCUGGAGUUCAUGCUUUGGGCCAGGUCGCACAGUUCCUCACUCCUUUCAACUACGACUCCUUGGACCGCGUUCAUGCAGCUCUCAACGGCCUACUACCCGAAGACAUUCGAGUACGAGAGAUUGCGCCGGCUCUGCCUGAAUUCCAUGCUCGAUUCUCGGUCACCAGCAAGCUCUAUCGUUACAAGAUCUAUAAUGAUGCGGUGAUGGACCCACUCCUGCGCCACUAUGCCCACCACAGCCAUUACAAACUCGAUACAUCCGUCAUGGCGGAAGCUGCCACGCAUUUUGUUGGGAGUCAUGAUUUCUCGGCCUUUGCCAAUGCAUCUCGCAAUGAUCGAGUGCCUAAUCCUGUCAAGACAAUUCUCCGCUUUGAUGUUUCUGAAAUGGGGCAAUUGAUCCAGCUGGAUGUUGAAGGCACCGGUUUCUUGUACAGACAAGUGCGUAACAUGGUUGCUUUGCUGCUGCAAAUAGGAAAGCAAGCUAUCCCUCCUGAUAUAGUACCAAUGAUCUUGGCGAGCCUUGAUCGCAGGGAGCUCGCCAAGUAUGCUCUGGCGGCCCCACCUCACGGUCUCUGCCUUGUCUCUGUCAAUUACAAUCAAGAUCAUCUCCCGCUUCCCAAACUGGGAUCUCCCGCAGUUAGUUUUGGCAGGCAUCACACUAUCAGCAGGUGUAAGCUCCCGCCAUCACUUCUGUAG